UACCAUUUACAAGUGAAUGAAAAAUAAUAAGUUGAUGAAAUUGUUUUUAACAUUAUUGUUGCAAUUACUUAGUUAUUAAAUAGAAAUGAGUACAAAAAGCAAUGCUAAAUCAAAAACUAAACAAUUAAGCAAGGAACAAUUAUUGGAAGCUAUACGCAAGAAAAGGGAAUGUAAUGCGCGAGCCCAGGCCAUUGUUGAGUCUCUGUUGGAACGUGAUAUCACCGAAGAUGAUUUUUUAUUAAAGUUAAAAGACAUUAAUCAGAGUCACUAUGAUGAUGUAGUCGAUGAAAGACACAUUUUACACUUCUGUUCAUAUCCUUUGUGUGAUGUUAUUGUGGAAAAUGUUCCCACCAAACAAUAUCAAAUAUGCACAGCAACCAACAAGGUCUUUGACGUAACAGAUCGUAAAAAAUUCUGCAGUACACAGUGCUUUAAAGCCUCCGAAUAUAUAAAAUCGCAAAUGUUAACAAGUCCGCUGUGGUUGAGGCAACAAGAAAUUAUACCACAGUUUAAAUUAUUAAAAAUCAAAGAAGAUGAUGAUGCAAUACUGGAAUUUGAAUCACUAAAAAUUAACUAAACCUAAAAUAAAAUGAUCGUGUUUUUUUUUAAUAAGUAUGUAUGUAAUUUUGUUUUAUUUUAUACUACAUUACAAUAAUUCAUAUUGAAAUAAAAAGUGUAAUCAAAUAUUGAUGUUUAAAAACUAA
Messenger RNA from Calliphora vicina (urban bluebottle blowfly), 704 nucleotides. RefSeq names its product putative RNA polymerase II subunit B1 CTD phosphatase RPAP2 homolog. The coding region runs from base 86 to 577 and encodes 163 amino acids. Lineage: Eukaryota; Metazoa; Arthropoda; Insecta; Diptera; Calliphoridae. Gene Ontology annotation, molecular function: RNA polymerase core enzyme binding; RNA polymerase II CTD heptapeptide repeat phosphatase activity. The transcript has 4 exons. The record is from RefSeq and is a predicted model, not a curated record. Gene Ontology annotation, cellular component: cytoplasm; nucleus.